CCGCCCUGGCCAAACCAGUUCUCGACAAGAGCAAAGGACGUUUCCCAAGUCGAUCUCGAGGCGGAAUGCGCAUCGAGCAUGAGAAUGAAACAUCUAAGUGAGUUAAUCCAUGUGGCUCAGUGAAUGUCAGGCUCUUGGUCCGUGCAGAUGCGGCGGUUUUUGCCUAGGUUUUGACCAGAGCCCGUUUGCCGUACCGAAUCGAAGACAUUUUUCUUAUCAUCAUGGACUGCCAGUUGAGUUUAAUGCCGAGAUAGUGAAUGACGAGUCCCUCGCUUUAAAUAACGAACGAAGGACUGUAUCGAGUGUCUCGUUGAAGAACAAGGACUGAGAAUGCUGGAGAUGAAGUGAGUGAAAUGUGAAUGAACUGUGAAAAAAAAAGGCGAGUGAGGUGAAAUAGAUGACUACGUGAGUGUUCGAACGAAAAGAUGUUCGGUUUUGACUGAUGUCAGGUUUUUAAGACGAAGAAGCUGUUGGUUGUGUGGGAUAAAUGCAGAAUGACGUCAAAACAACCGCAUCAUCAAGACCUUGAGAAGAUUACAGGCAUGAGCGUGUUUGAGGUCCUAGUGGUAGGGGCGUGGUGGUAGGCGUGGGUGGUGGUGGUAGUGGUGUCGUCUUUUCUGAAGGGGGAGGUCGAAGCAGCAUCGCGCGCCCCAGCGUCACUGCUGCUGCUGCUGCUGCUGCUGCUGCUGCUACUGCUGCUACAACUGCUACUGCAACUGCCGCAGCUGCUGCCUCUGCCUCUGCUUCUGCCGCUGCAACUGUCGCCAUGGGGGGCACCACGACUCACCUGAUGAGGAACCGCCUCUUCCUUCUUCCGACCCUCCUCACUGCCCUCCUCUGCUUAACCACGCCGACCUUCGCCAGACUCGUCGGGUCUUGGAUGAACCUGGGUCUCCAAGGAUACGAAGUAUGGCGCAACCCGCAGAUUUACCUCAUAGGAGCCCAGCCCUUGUGCACACAGAUUCCUGGCUUGUCCCCUGGCCAGACCAAGCUGUGCCAGCUCUACCAGGAUCACAUGGGAAGCGUGGGCAGAGGUGCCAAGACAGGCAUCCACGAGUGCCAGUGGCAGUUCAGACACAGACGCUGGAACUGUUCGACUGUCGACGAUUCUACUGUCUUCGGUCCAGUCUUACAGAUACCAAGCCGGGAGGCCGCAUUCGCCCACGCCAUAGCCUCCGCAGGGGUGGUGGACAGCGUCUCGCGCUCCUGCAGGGAUGGGAAGCUCACGACCUGCGGGUGUUCCCGGGCCCGCCGUCCGAGGGACCUCAACAAGGAGUGGAUCUGGGGCGGAUGUGGAGACAACGUGGAAUAUGGAUACAAGUUUACCCAGGGCUUUGUAGACGUGCGCGAGAGAGAGAAAAAUUAUAAGCGAGGAACGAUCAAACAAGGCCGUCAGUUGAUGAAUCUGCAUAAUAAUGAAGCAGGAAGAAGGGCAGUAAUCCGCAAGACAAGAGUCACCUGCAAAUGCCACGGUGUUUCUGGGUCAUGCUCUCUCAUUACCUGCUGGCAGCAAUUAGCACCUUUCAGGGAAGUAGGCGACUUGCUGAAAGAGAAGUACGAUGGUGCUACAGAAGUCAAGAUAAACCGCCGUGGGAAAUUGCAGGUAAAACACCCUCAGUUUAAUGUCCCUACAGCUGAGGAUCUGGUUUACUUGAGUGACUCUCCAGACUACUGCAGACGCAACAAUACUGUAGGGUCUCUGGGAACCGUCGACCGAAUUUGUAAUAAAACAUCCCAAGGAAUGGAUGGAUGCGGGUUGCUGUGCUGUGGUCGAGGCUACAACUCCCAGAAAGUGACCCUCAAAGAGCGAUGUCACUGCAAAUUCCACUGGUGUUGCUUCGUGGAAUGCAAAACUUGUACGAGAGUGGUGGACCUCCACACUUGCAAAUAAUCAUGCUGUUGUCUUCACUUCGGGAAAGUGAGAAACAAAACAAAACAAACAAACAAACAAAAAAACUAUUGCUGUAAAAAUCUAAAAGCUGAGGAAUGAGAAAAUGAAAAUGCUGCUCUGUGCAACUGGCGCUGUGAUAUAGAAAAAAGAAAGUACGAUUCAUUGACCGAAGUUUCAGCUGCUAAAAUUCUGAUCUGGAGAGACAUUGGUGCAACAGCAUGAGA
Molecule: messenger RNA, 2115 nt
Organism: Macrobrachium nipponense
Lineage: Eukaryota; Metazoa; Arthropoda; Malacostraca; Decapoda; Palaemonidae
Product: protein Wnt-5b-like
Exons: 8
Coding region: 767-1891 (374 amino acids)
Biological process (GO): cell fate commitment; neuron differentiation; canonical Wnt signaling pathway
Cellular component (GO): extracellular region
Molecular function (GO): cytokine activity; frizzled binding
Source: RefSeq, a predicted model, not a curated record